AUGGGCUCUGGAUCCAGCGUUCAUAGCUCCAUGAAAAGGCGUCAAGAUGCAAUAGAUGCUCGAAAGAUUGCGAAAAAGGCCGCAAAGAAAAAGAAGAAAGAAGAGCUCUACAAGUACUUGCAAGAGAACACAGACUACCAGGACAAAGUUCGAUUUCUUUUCCAGGUGCCGUUGUUGAAGCGCUUGCCGCUGGAUCAACAGCCUUUGGUGGCCCGUGCCGCAAAGUCGGUAAAGUUUCCUCCGCGCACAGUCAUCAUCAAAGAAGGAGAAAUGGGAGAUGACUUCUACGUGCUGCGGCAGGGUGAGGCCAGUGUGACAGUCCACACGGUGAAGGGCGACAAGGUGGUGGGGCGCCUUGGGCCUGGAGACUACUUUGGGGAGAAAGCCCUCUUGGCCUCAGAGCCGCGCACAGCCACGAUCACCUCAGAGAGCUUUGCCGAAUGCUUAAAGAUCCAGCGGCAGCACUUCGAAGAGCUGGGGCUCAAAGAAAAGCUCACCUUCGCGGAUCGCAAAGCCGAGAGGAAGCCAAAGAUUCGAAGAAGCAAACCACCUACGCCUAAGACUCCGCAGGACAAGGCGUUUAUCAGGGAGUGCCUCCUGAACAGUGAGAACUUGAACGGUGGCAUGAGUGGGCUGACUGAGCACAAAAUCCAAGCCAUCACUGCAGCGAUGUGGCGGGAGAGGGUGGUGCCCGGCAGACGUCUCAUUCGUGAAAAUGACUUGGGUGCGGAGUACUUCUACGUCGUUGAGUCUGGCGCGUUUGAGGUGAUUGUAAGUGAAAAGCUUGCCGAUUCGAGGCCUGGAGGAAUUGUUCACAGUAGGAAGACCGUGGUGGACAUGAUGAAGCGGGGAAGCACCUUCGGGGAGCUGGCAAUCAUCUUUUUGAUUCCUCGGAGAGCUACGAUCGUGUGCAGCACAGAGGCAUCCGUGUGGGUUUUGGAUCGAAUCCAGUUCAAGUCCAUCGUGAUGCCUGUCAGUGAGGAGAAGCAGAUGGAAUACGUCAAAGUCUUUAGUGCCGUUCCUAUGCUCAUGCCGAUGCUUACGACUGAGAAGGCUCAAAUGGCCAAAGUGGUCGUUGAAGUCACCUACAACGCGGAGGAGCACAUCGUCGAGCAGGGCGCGCCUGGAAAUACCUUCUUCAUGCUGGUGGAGGGCAAGGUGGCCAUCCUCAGAGAUGACAUGGUGAAAGGCGAGUUAGAGGCCAAUGUGGCCAAGCAGACGAUUCCGUACUUCGGCGAGCGUGCGCUGUUGUACCAAGAGCCGAGAGCGGCCACAGUGAAGGUCAUAUCAGAGUCCGCUCGCUGCCUCAUGCUGGACAAGGAUGCGUUUGAUGAACAUCUGGGCUUGCUUCGCGAGGUCUUCGAGAACUCGUUGAAGACGAUAGACUGGAAAGCGGACAGGGACAAGAAGGCUCAUCAUCCAGGUGAUCCUGAUCGCGACAGGAUCUACAAGCACGAGUUGGUGACCUGCGGCCGCAUGGGAUGUGGGGGCUACUCCACUGUUGACCUGGUUCAGCAUGGGAACUCUGGCAAUACCUAUGCGUUGAAAUCGGUCAGUAAAGGCUAUAUUUGGCAAGCCCAAAUGAAGUCAGCCGUUGCCAACGAGAAAGAUGUGUUGUACAUGACGAGCUCGCCAUUCAUCAUCAAGCUCUUUGAGACAUACAACACUCCCAAGUCUUUGUGCUUUCUCCUUGAGGCAGCGCUUGGUGGUGAGCUAUUCACCAUCUACAAGAAGAGGUCCUUCUUUGGUAGUGAAGAUCAUGCCAGGUUCUAUGUUGCCGGGGUGGCCUUCGCCUUAGAACAUAUGCAUGAUCGCCGAAUCGUCUAUAGAGAUGUCAAGCCUGAGAACAUCCUGCUGGACCACAACGGCCUUGUGAAGUUGUCAGACAUGGGCUGCGCAAAGUUUGCAACAAAAUUGCACCUACACAGUCACUGGUACGCCCGAUUACUUUGCGCCUGA
This is a messenger RNA of Cladocopium goreaui, 1959 nucleotides long. The record is from the annotation of a GenBank genome assembly. Lineage: Eukaryota; Dinophyceae; Suessiales; Symbiodiniaceae.